Quercus robur (English oak) is the source of this 1725-nucleotide messenger RNA. RefSeq names its product argininosuccinate synthase, chloroplastic. Gene Ontology annotation, biological process: L-arginine biosynthetic process; urea cycle. The record is from RefSeq and is a predicted model, not a curated record. The transcript has 10 exons. Bases 104 to 1594 code for a protein of 496 amino acids. Gene Ontology annotation, molecular function: argininosuccinate synthase activity; ATP binding. Lineage: Eukaryota; Viridiplantae; Streptophyta; Magnoliopsida; Fagales; Fagaceae. Gene Ontology annotation, cellular component: cytoplasm.
CUAGGAGCUAGCACACAACACACGGGUCCACACAACUCACUGAUUUCAGAGACUGAAACACACACACACACACACACAAUCACAGAGAGAGAAAGAGAUAGAAAUGGCUCAGCUCAAAGCUAUUUCUUCAUGCUCACCCACCAGCCUUGCUUUUCAAGUACCAAAGCGAGAGUCAUUGCAGUUUAAUGACAAAGUAAGCUGCCCAAGGAAGUUGUCUUCAGCAUCCGAGUUGGUGGCUAGAACGAGUGAGCUCCAUGGUCAUGCUGUUGCUACUAUUAGUAAUGGUAGCAAAAUAACUAAGUUUCGUAAAAAUCAAGUUAUUCAAGCAGUUUUGCAGAGUAAUAGAGAGAUGGAAAUUUCUGAAGCUACAAAAGGUUCAGGGUUGCGUGGCAAAUUGAAUAAGGUUGUUCUAGCUUAUAGUGGUGGCUUAGACACAUCAGUCAUAGUCCCAUGGCUAAGGGAGAACUAUGGCUGUGAUGUUGUUUGCUUCACUGCUGAUGUUGGUCAGGGUGUUGGGGAAUUGGAAGGGUUGGAAGCAAAGGCUAAAGCCAGUGGGGCUUCUCAGUUAGUGGUGAAGGACUUGAAGGAGGAAUUUGUACGAGAUUUUAUUUUUCCUUGCUUGAGAGCUGGUGCAAUUUAUGAGAGGAAAUAUUUGCUGGGAACCUCGAUGGCUCGCCCUGUUAUUGCAAAAGCCAUGGUGGAUAUUGCCAAAGAAGUAGGAGCUGAUGCUGUCGCUCAUGGAUGCACUGGAAAAGGAAAUGAUCAGGUUCGCUUUGAGCUCACAUUCUUUGCUCUGAAUCCCAAGCUAAAUGUUGUGGCUCCUUGGAGGGAAUGGGAUAUUACAGGGAGAGAAGAUGCUAUUGAAUACGCUAAGAAGCAUAAUGUACCUGUACCAGUAACAAAGAAAUCCAUAUACAGCAGGGAUAGGAACCUAUGGCACCUUAGCCAUGAGGGUGACAUUUUGGAAGACCCAGCAAACGAACCUAAGAAGGAUAUGUACAUGUUGACUGUGGACCCAGAAGAGGCACCUGACAAACCCGAAUAUAUUGAAAUUGGGAUAGAGUCGGGUCUUCCUGUUUCAGUUAAUGGGAAGGUGCUUUCGCCUGCAUCUCUUCUUACUGAACUCAACGAGAUUGGUGGAAAGCAUGGAAUUGGCCGAAUUGACAUGGUUGAAAACCGAUUAGUUGGUAUGAAGAGCCGUGGAGUCUAUGAAACUCCUGGUGGGACAAUCCUCUUCGAGGCUGUACAGGGGUUGGAGUCUUUAACAAUUGAUCGAGAAAGCAUGCAACUUAAAGAUUCACUUGCACUCAAGUAUGCUGAGCUAGUUUAUGCAGGCAGAUGGUUUGACCCACUUCGCGAGUCAAUGGAUGCAUUUAUGGAAAAAAUCACUGAGACUACAACAGGUUCAGUUACACUCAAACUAUACAAAGGUUCAGUUUCUGUAGCUAGCCGUAAGAGCCCUUAUAGCCUGUAUAGGCAAGAUAUUUCAUCUUUUGAGAGCAGCCAGAUUUAUGAUCAGGCCGAUGCUGCUGGGUUUAUUCGGCUUUAUGGUCUUCCAAUGAGGGUUCGAUCAAUGCUCAAGCAGGGCAUGUGAGACUUGGGUGUUUGAUUGUUUCUUGUCUUAUUGGUGAAUUAUUCUCUUAUAUCCCUAAAGUUGAGGCCUUUGGUUUAAUUGUAUGACAAUAAGUAGUUUUUGACAUAAGAUUUAUGUUGCUCUUUGGUGUU